GACGACGUCGGGACUUCCUCUCGUUCUGUACCAGUGCCCACAAUACCGUCUGCAAAGGGUCUUGUCGCUGUCUCUGUUGCUGUAUCUUUGUGGGACGAACACGUCGUAAGGGUCGAAAGUAUGCAAGUUCACAGGGCCACCUAAAGAUAUACACAAGCGUCGAAUCCUUCUGCUGGGAACGUUCUCACCUGCUCUGCGUUUACUCUUCAAACCACUGCCGUAGAUCUGCUUUAUUGAAGGGCCUGUAGCUAUUGAACGACUUGUGGGUGUCUAUCAACUGUGCAUAGGGGAUAAAUGUCGGCACCCAGUGCUCCGGGAAACCCCUCUCUGGCUGACGCCGAUACUGGUAUUCGCGUCGUUGUAACGCCUACGCAAUCCGCAUAUUUCGCUGGCGAAACAUUCUCUGUAUCUAUAACAAUCACGAAUACCCGUCCUGUACAUGCACCAUGGCCUUCCUCCGGAUCCCAGUCACAUACCCACAAACGAGCAUCCCAUAGCAUCAGCUCGGCACCUCUUGCCCGACCUCCCACUUCACCUGGAACUCCGCGGACAGCGGUCACCCCCAUCCCAGCCUUGAAACACGACACCAAGGACAGUACACCGAAGAGAAGAAGAUUAAUAGGAAAGGCGCCUGCCAACGGAACUGACGCUGGACCGGACUUCCUGGAUCAAAGCCGGAAACGGCUCUUAGCCAAGUCUUUGUCAGUUUCCCUGUCUCCCAAGGAAUUGGAGGAGAGGUUUGGACGCUCAAAUGGGGGCGCACCGCUUGCUGCGCAGAGUUCGCAUUAUUCAUCACCUUCGAACCAGCCCCCAGGUGCACUCGCACGGACGCCUACGUUGUCUAUCGCUCCAAAUCAUCCCCACGCUCGGAAGAAGUCAGUUCUGAACGGACAGUUACAUCUGAAUGAACCGCAGCAGCCACCUUCGUCCCCCACAUUGGCGUCGCCUGAUCCGUCUUCGUCCAAGCUCUCACUGUCUUUAGACACCAUCUCAGAAUCCAGCUCAACGUCUGCUCCUCAGACCCCGUCUCUACAAUCUCCGAAUCCUGGUCUUGCUUCUCUACCGAAUCAGAUCCGAAAGUCAGGGCUAUCUGUGAACGGUAACCACAGGCAUCACCGUCCUCCGCCUUUACCUCACCCAGACGCCCGGUCGUACGACCACGCAUCGCAGGCACCGAAAACCUUUCCGCAAUCAAAUAACGAACUCGUAUUAUAUUCGUAUGCGCAGCUCUCCGGGUCGCUUACAAUCACGCCCGUCCCAGGACUAAGCCCGAGCACUCCCGAUACUGCGCGCACGCUAUCCGCUCUGAGAUCGACGUUGCUGCGCCAGGGCGCCAUGGGUGGUGGAUCAAUGGACAUAACGUCUUCGAUCGACCCGCAGCAAGCCAAACAGCAUGCUCGCAAACGGUCGCAUGUCCGAUCCGCUUCGUACACAUCAGGCUUGCUGUCUAUGCUCUCCCCGACGUCGCUUCUCUCUUCUCCCAAUCCCAGCGGAGCGGAGCAAAGUCACCCAUGGUCUCGCCGACGCGGUCAAACCCCCUCUAUGUCUAGUACGCUGUCUCUGCCUGGCACGAGUAGCAGCGGAGGCGUUGGCCUGGGUUUUGGUGCCGUCAAUGAGGAAGUUGACCCAGAGACUCCGCUGCCUGUGCUGGAGGUACCGCCUUCAAUGUUAGCGGUGGAUCUCAUGCUAGGUCCCGGGGAGACUCGGACAUAUACUUACACUGUGCAGCUCCCUGAUGCGAUACCGCCCACCUACAAAGGCCGGGUUUUCAGAUUCUCAUACGAAUUCACUGUUGGGGUAUGUCGAUCUAGGGCGGCAAGCCAACAACCCUCGAGUCCUGUAGGUAGACCUGGCACGGGUGCGCAAAGUAGCAGCAGGGUCAUGAAAGUACCUGUGAGAAUCUACAAUUUCGUGUCAGUCCAGAGACCUCCGUGUCCGUACGAUCUGAUGUGGCCAGUCACUACGCGAAAUCGACACAUGUCUCUGGCGCAAGCCAAGGUAAGCGAAGAGGAUCGUAGGAUUGAGAAGGGCACAUCCAGUGGUCAUCAUACGGAUUCAGCUUCCUCGAAGUCGCGCGUGGCCGGGUCGCUCGAAGGUGUACGCGAGUAUGCUCUACGCCUUCUCUCCUCCUUCCCGGACCCACGAUCUCCCGAACUCGAAGUGGAUGGUACUCUACCUGUAGGUGCCCUUUCACCGUUCGCGGAGAGUCCUGAACGGGAGCGGGAGCCGGAGGGAUCGUUAAGAGGCUGCCGAGAGGCUGUGGAAAUCCUUACGAGGAAUCAGAAGAAAGUGUCUUAUGAUGUGAACAAGGACGGUGUGCAGGUUGCCGUCCUAACCUUCACCAAGUCCGCCUAUAGGCUUGGAGAGACGGUCCUGGGCGUAGUGGAACUCAAUAGUCCCAGUACUCGUGGCCGAGUGCUCAAGCUUUCCGCUAUGCUCGAAGCUCACGAGUCACUGCCUGCCUCUAUUGCAAUGAGUGGCAAUUCACGACAGUUACGUCGUGUGCACGCUGAACAUCAUUCAUCAUUCAUUCCUUCGAUGUUACGUACGACCUUCGCGCUGGACAUCCCACCUGAUGCUAGUCCCGCGUUCCAGGUGGACCUGGAGGAAGGCGCGGCCGCUGGCAACAGAGCAAGUGCCGGCGGUCUAGAGUGGAAGGUGCGGCUUUGUCUCCUCGUCGCUGUUGCUUCGUCCCCUUCGAAGACGGGUCAAGAGGGAAAGCUGAAGCACCUGGUCCGCGACGGGCCCAGAGGAGAAUGGGCUACAGCCUGGAGGGCGAGUCCUAGCAUCGCCCCGAUGGAGAAACUGGGUCCAUCACGGAACCAGAAUCAGACGACCGUGACCCCGGGCGGAACAAUGAUGUCAUGGGCAAGCUACUUUGCCUCCUUCGUUGGGACGGCAGGCGAGACUGGGUAUCACGACGGAGACGAGGUGGUAGACGACGAGGUCGCCGUGGAAGAAACACAGGAUACGGGCGCCGUCGUGGAGGACAAAUGGCAGGAGCUUAAGGUAGAGACGGUGGAAUGCGAGGUCCCGAUAAAGGUCUGGCCUGGGAACACCGCGUUCAAGGCGAUGGAAGUGGUCUUUGACGUGUGA
Messenger RNA from Gloeophyllum trabeum ATCC 11539, 3096 nucleotides. RefSeq names its product Rgp1-domain-containing protein. Lineage: Eukaryota; Fungi; Basidiomycota; Agaricomycetes; Gloeophyllales; Gloeophyllaceae. Gene Ontology annotation, cellular component: Ric1-Rgp1 guanyl-nucleotide exchange factor complex; Golgi membrane. The transcript is spliced from 8 exons. The record is from RefSeq and is a predicted model, not a curated record. The coding region runs from base 295 to 3096 and encodes 933 amino acids. Gene Ontology annotation, biological process: retrograde transport, endosome to Golgi.